CUACCCAAUUACUUCUACAAAAGCCCUUCCUCUCCUUCCUUACUCUCCUUCCUUCCUCUCUCUCUCUCUCUCUCUCUCCCGCAAAACACAGUGACAAUGGAUCAACAUGAGCAAACUCAAAUGGAACGAGCCAAGUCGUCACAGCUAUGGGACUGCGGGAGCACCCUCUACGACUCCUUCGAGCUCCGAUCCUUCAAGCGCACCCUUGACUCCGCCAUCGUCUCCCGCACUCUCUCCAUGCCUCACCUCCCUGGCCGCCGCCUCGAGCCGCCCGGUCCACCGCGGCCGCAGCCACUGUCUGCUCCGCUGCUGCCGCCGCCGCCUCCCAAGAGAGGCUCCAAGAUCUCGCGCUCGCUCCAGAAGCUCCUCCGGUCCGUCUUCAAGCCUAGCAAGCCCAUCUUCGGGGUCGAACGACGUGAAGCCCACAAGGGCAACUUCCUCUUCUUCUACGACAAGUCCGGCGCUCUCUCGACGAUCCCGGAGGUCCCGGAGAGUGAGUGUUUCGCAGCGUUGUCACCGGAGGUGAGCUCGUUCGUGCAGAGAACAGCGUCGGAGAGAUUCGCGGCGGCUCCAGUCGGUAUUUCUUGUGCUUAAUUAGUUUUCGUGAGGAGAUGAUCUAGUGAAACAAGUGCCUACUGGUUUGAGAACUUGAGAUGUGUACAUUCUAUAGGUUAAGUCAAUUUAUCGAGUCGUGAUCCAAAAUUUCGUCCA
This is a messenger RNA of Syzygium oleosum, 711 nucleotides long. RefSeq lists its product as uncharacterized. Bases 97 to 594 code for a protein of 165 amino acids. The record is from RefSeq and is a predicted model, not a curated record. The transcript has a single exon. NCBI's taxonomy places the organism in Eukaryota, Viridiplantae, Streptophyta, Magnoliopsida, Myrtales, Myrtaceae.